This is a messenger RNA of Musa acuminata AAA Group (dessert banana), 1964 nucleotides long. Its product is annotated as proline--tRNA ligase, cytoplasmic. Gene Ontology annotation, molecular function: ATP binding; proline-tRNA ligase activity. Gene Ontology annotation, cellular component: aminoacyl-tRNA synthetase multienzyme complex; cytoplasm. Gene Ontology annotation, biological process: prolyl-tRNA aminoacylation. The coding region runs from base 185 to 1702 and encodes 505 amino acids. The transcript has 13 exons. Lineage: Eukaryota; Viridiplantae; Streptophyta; Magnoliopsida; Zingiberales; Musaceae. The record is from RefSeq and is a predicted model, not a curated record.
UCUGUUGCAGGAUGUAUUUGGUAGCCGCCUUUGAUUGGGAAUUAGGGUUGUCUGGUCGCAGUCGCGGGCGAGGUGGAGCGAUUUGGGAAGGCGCUGCUCUCGGCUCUCUAUCUUGCGCGUAGCGGACCGCUUCGAAGCGGUCUCUCUCGGGGUCACUAAGUCGAGUAGCUACUUGUCCAGAUUCAUGGCGACCGCUAAUGCCAACGCCAAAGGUGCGAGGAAGAAGGAAGUGAAGAAAGAAACUGGACUUGGUUUGACCUACAAGAAAAAUGAGAACUUUGGUGAAUGGUACUCCGAGGUUGUUGUUAAUAGUGAAAUGAUCGAGUACUACGACAUAUCUGGCUGCUACAUCCUAAGACCAUGGACGAUGACAAUUUGGGAAGUUUUACAAACAUUCUUUGAUGCUGAAAUAAAAAAGAUGAAUAUCAAGAAUGCGUAUUUUCCUCUAUUUGUUACUGAGAGUGUCCUACAGAGGGAGAAGGAUCAUAUCGAGGGCUUUGCUCCUGAGGUUGCUUGGGUUACUAAGUCUGGUCAGUCCGAGUUGGAAGUUCCUAUUGCAAUUCGUCCCACAAGUGAAACUGUCAUGUACCCAUAUUUUUCUAAAUGGAUUAGGGGGCAUCGUGACUUGCCAUUGAAGCUUAACCAAUGGUGCAAUGUCGUUAGAUGGGAGUUUAGCCAUCCUACUCCCUUUAUCAGGAGUCGGGAGUUUCUUUGGCAAGAAGGGCACACAGCUUUUGCAACACAAGCUGAAGCAGAUCAAGAGGUUCUUGAAAUCUUGGAACUAUACAGGAAAAUAUAUGAAGAGUUCCUUGCAAUUCCUGUUGUUAAGGGUAGAAAAAGUGAGCUAGAAAAGUUUGCUGGUGGUUACUAUACCACAAGUGUUGAGGCUUUUAUUCCUAACACAGGUCGUGGAAUACAAGGUGCUACCUCCCAUUGCCUUGGACAAAAUUUUGCAAAGAUGUUCCAGAUAAAUUUUGAGAAUGAUAAAGGUGAAAAAGCUAUGGUCUGGCAGAAUUCUUGGGCAUACAGCACUCGCACGAUUGGUGUUAUGGUGAUGGUUCAUGGAGAUGAUAAAGGCUUAGUAUUACCACCUAAAGUGGCAUCAGUCCAAGUGAUCGUCAUCCCUGUCCCUUUCAAGGAUGCAAAUACUGAUGCAAUCUUUAGUGCCUGCUCAUCAACAGUUCAGGCACUCCGUGAAGCAGGCUUUAGAGCUGAAGCAGAUUUAAGAGAUAACUACUCUCCUGGCUGGAAGUAUUCACACUGGGAAAUGAAAGGUGUUCCUUUGAGAAUUGAAAUUGGACCCAAGGAUUUGGCAAAUAACCAGGUGCGGGUUGUUAGGCGUGACAAUGGUGCAAAAUCAGACAUACCAAUGGGCAAUCUGGUGGAAAAAGUGAAAGAGAUACUCUCAAGUAUCCAGGAAUGCUUGUUUAAUGCAGCAAAACAGAAGAGAGAUGCAUGCAUAAAGAUUGUCAAUACCUGGGAUGAGUUCAUAGCUGCUCUUAAUGACAAAAAAAUGAUCCUUGCUCCCUGGUGCGAUGAAGAGGAAGUUGAGAAGGAUGUAAAAGCUCGAACAAAAGGUGAACUAGGAGCUGCAAAGUCUCUAUGCACCCCAUUUGAUCAGCCAAGGCUUCCAGAAGGAACUCUAUGCUUUGCCUCGGGAAAGCCAGCCAAGAAAUGGACAUAUUGGGGACGAAGCUACUAGGCAGGUUGAUUACAGAGAUCCUACUGUCGUUUAUUCUGGAGUUUGCAUUUUUAUUGAAACGAUUUCAAGUGUUCCAAACUUUAUUCUCCUGUAAAAGAUUUUGAAAGUUUGAGUUAUUCCUGUUUUAAAAUUGGGCUGAUAUGCAAGCAGUACUUCAUGCAGUUGUUAGAUUGAGCUAAUCAUAUGUCGUCUAGUAAAAAAUAAAGAUGAAAGACGAGCUAGACCGAAUAUAUAGUUUCAGUCUGGAGAUGUUUGGAUUGAA